AUGGAUGAAGAUAAUAUGACAUUUUCCAGUGACUUCACCUUUACAGGUCUCUUCAGUAACAAUAAAGCAUCAGCCUUCCUUUUCAGCAUCAUUUGUGCCAUUUUCUUUAUGGCCAUUAUGGCCAACGGAGUCAUGAUCUUCUUGAUAUACAUAGACCCUCACCUCCACACACCUAUGUACUUUCUACUUAAGCACCUCUCUUUCAUUGACAUGAUGUACAUAUCCACCAUUGUGCCCAAAAUGCUGGUUGAUUAUUUGUUGGGAAAAGGAACUAUAUCCUUUGUGUCCUGUACAGUCCAGUACUUUCUCUACAUGGGAUUUGUGGGUGCUGAGUUUUUCCUCCUUGGACUUAUGGCUUAUGACCGCUACGUGGCUAUAUGCAACCCUCUGCGUUACCCUGUGCUCAUGAAUCAGAGAAUUUGUUGGAUGAUCUUGGCAAGUUCUUGGUUUGGUGGUGCUUUGGACAGCUUCCUUCUCACUCCAAUCACUAUGACGCUCCCAUUCUGUGCUUCCCACAAGAUUAAUCACUUCUUCUGUGAGGCACCAACCAUGCUUAGACUGGCUUGUGGUGACAAAGCUGCUUAUGAAAUGGUUAUGUACAUUUGCUGUGUGAUGAUGUUGCUGAUUCCAUUUUCUGUGGUUAUUGCUUCAUAUGCUCGGGUUCUCAUCACAGUUCAUCAGAUGAAAUCAGCGGAAGGAAAGAAGAAAGCCUUUGCCACAUGCUCAUCACACAUAACUGUAGUGACAUUGUUCUAUGGUGCUGCUUUGUACACAUAUAUGCUUCCUCAAUCCUACCACACUCCAGUCAAAGAUAAGGUAUUUUCUGCCUUUUACACCAUUAUCACUCCACUGUUAAACCCUCUUAUCUACAGCUUGAGAAACAGAGAUGUGACCGGGGCAUUGAAAAGGGUUUUGGCAAGAUGCACAGCAAGUCACCAGGUGUCAAGCAGAGUUGACCUCAAUAGUUUCCCUGUUGCUCUUCGCAUUUUCUGGGUUGGAAUUGUAGAGUUUUAA
Suncus etruscus (white-toothed pygmy shrew) is the source of this 1014-nucleotide messenger RNA. RefSeq names its product olfactory receptor 2T6-like. Lineage: Eukaryota; Metazoa; Chordata; Mammalia; Eulipotyphla; Soricidae. The transcript has 4 exons. Gene Ontology annotation, biological process: G protein-coupled receptor signaling pathway. The record is from RefSeq and is a predicted model, not a curated record. The coding region runs from base 1 to 1014 and encodes 337 amino acids. Gene Ontology annotation, cellular component: membrane. Gene Ontology annotation, molecular function: G protein-coupled receptor activity; olfactory receptor activity.